UCAGAAGCCUUGGCUAGCGAAGAUGCCAUUAUACAGACAGGGAACACUGAGGGGAAGAAACAGCAUCUUCAUCCUGGACAACCGGGUAUAUUGACUACGGUCAAAAUCCGUGCAGAGGCGCUUUCCCAGGCCAAGGAGAACGUGUUCACUGUAUCCGCGCCCAGGAUUGCUUCCGACAUCGUCCAGGACCUUGCCGACACAGCUCAGCCGGAACACAGUCGACCGAAAGUUGCCAACAUAGUAAGGUCCAUCAACAGAAUGCGUCAGUCCAUGCGACCAAAGGAUCCAGGCCAUAUGGAUUUCCAGCUGGAUAGAGAUUUCGUUGAAUCGACAGCUCCUGGUUUUAUGUUGAGGGACCUGAAUGUGAAUGAACGCCGCCAUCUUAUUCUUGCAACAGACCAUCAACUCAGCCUCCUUGCGAAGACCAAGACCUGGUACAUGGAUGCAACGUUCCACGUGGUCAAGCCUCCCUCCACACAGCUGUUUAGUAUCCAUGGGUUCAUUAGGUCUGGUUCCAGCAUGAAACAGAUACCUCUGGCAUUCUGUUUUAUGUCUGGAAAGCGAACAGAGGAUUAUUAUGAGGUACUCCGCGAUCCAUCGACCGCCAACUGCCUGAUGACAUCCGUCUGGAACUGUGCGUUGUGGACUUCGAGGCAGCCGUGUGGCAGACUAUCCGCCAGAGAUAUCCGGACUGUCGGAUACAGGGUUGUGCAUUCCACUGGUCACAAGCUGUGUUCCGGAAAGUUCAGGAGCUCGGAUUACAGACUGCCUACAACGAGAGAGGAGAUGUGUACGAUUUCAUUCGGCAAGUGAUGUGUCUCCCGUUCCUUCCAUCAGAACAGAUUGUGGAGACUGUCAUGAGGCUGGAUGACCGCGUCACAUCACCGGCAUUAGCAUCCCUGAUGGACUAUAUCGACAGAACAUGGAUUCGAAGCAGAACUUUCCCCGUCAGCUCGUCGUCCAUUUUCAUGUCGCCUAUUAGAACCAACAACGACGUAGAAGGGUGGCACAACCGGUUGAAUUCCCGAGUCAACAUCAGGGGUCCCGUUCCAUUUUAUCUGUUGUUGCAGGAGCUCUUCAGGGAAGCCACCGCGAUCCCCCUUCAAUCAAAGAUGGUUUGCGAGAACAAGCUCGCAAGAUACCAGCGGAAGAAAACACGGGACAUUCAGAGGGAAGUGUUUCGAUUGUGGGGACAGUAUACAGAUGGUGAGGUUUCAACCUCCCAGCUGAUGCGGAGGAUAGGACGUUUGUUACAUUGAAAGUGUGUUUAUGUAGAUGAACUGUAGUGUUGUGUUGUGUAGUGUUGUGUAGUGCUAUGUUGUGCUGAUGUAGUGCUAUAGUAGUGAAGAACAUUUUGUUUAUAGAUAUGUAUAUAGUUUAUAGUGCUGAAUGAACAUUUUUUAAGUUUAUUUCCAGGAUGGUACAAUCAUGCAAUGUUAAUUUUUGUAGCACUUAUGUAGUUCUCUCGUAGUUUUGUCCAUAGAUAUGUUUAUAGUUUGUAGUGUUGAUAGAUAUCAUGAAUUUUAAAAAAUAUAAUAAUAAUUAAAAAAAAAAGCAAAAAAAAAACAUAUCGGACUUCAGAAAAGCAGGGUCCACGUCCCGAGUCCUGGGUACACAGAUAUACAUGUAUAUUGUAUUAAUUUAUUGUGUAGCGAAUGCUUUUCAACAGCAUGUCAUAUAAUAUAUGCAUUUAUGUGGUAACUUGUUUUUAUUAUUAAUUGAUUUAUAUUAUAUAAUUUCAUUUUACAUCAUUGUUAUUUUUUUUGAACUUAUACUAAAAUUAUUGUGUGUUACACUGAUAUUUUUACAC
This is a messenger RNA of Pecten maximus, 1810 nucleotides long. RefSeq lists its product as uncharacterized. The transcript has 6 exons. NCBI's taxonomy places the organism in Eukaryota, Metazoa, Mollusca, Bivalvia, Pectinida, Pectinidae. Bases 259 to 813 code for a protein of 184 amino acids. The record is from RefSeq and is a predicted model, not a curated record.